This is a messenger RNA of Fibroporia radiculosa, 1077 nucleotides long. RefSeq lists its product as uncharacterized. The transcript has 9 exons. Lineage: Eukaryota; Fungi; Basidiomycota; Agaricomycetes; Polyporales; Fibroporiaceae. Gene Ontology annotation, molecular function: hydrolase activity, hydrolyzing O-glycosyl compounds. The coding region runs from base 1 to 1077 and encodes 358 amino acids. Gene Ontology annotation, biological process: carbohydrate metabolic process. The record is from RefSeq and is a predicted model, not a curated record.
AUGCUUUUAACUCUCGCUAUCCUCACUGCCGUCGUCUCCAUUCAUGGAGUGUGUGCAGUGCCACAGACCGCUUCAGUGACGAACACUGCUCUCCCAACUGCGACCGCGGUUGUGCCUGGACUCAACUAUCUUGCGCGGGAGGCCGGAAAGCUAUACUUUGGGACUGCUACUGACAACAGCGAGUUUAACGAGACUCGAUACCAGCACAUCUUGAACAACUACUUACAUUUCGGGCAAAUCACCCCCGAGAACAGUAUGAAAUGGUAUGCUACUGAACCCGAACCUGGGGUCUUCAAUUUCACCGCCGCUAACGCCAUUGCCGAUUUGGCCUUCAGAAAUGGGAUGAUCCUUCGAGGACAUAACUGUGUUUGGUAUGAUGAACUACCAGCUUGGGUGACUGCGAACAACUACAACGCCUCCGAGCUGGCAUACAUUGUAGCCAAUCAUUGUGGUACCCUUGUUGGCCACUACAGAGGUCAUGUGUGUAACUGGGAUAUCAUUAACGAGCCAUUGAACGAUAAUGGCACAUUCCGCCAGGAUGUUUUCUAUGAUACGUUGGGCGAGAGCUAUAUUCCGAUUGCUCUCAGGGCGGCGAGGGCAGCAGAUCCCAACGCAAAGCUCUACAUCAAUGAUUACAACAUUGAAGGAGUUGGUGUCAAGUCCACGGCACUCCAGAACCUGAUAAAACAAUUGCAAGCUGAUGAUGUGCCCAUCGAUGGUGUUGGCUUCGAAAGCCAUUUCAUUGUUGGCGAGGUGCCUACAACACUCGUGGAAAACAUGCAGGCAUACGCAGCUCUCGGGCUCGAAUUCGCCAUCACUGAACUCGAUAUUCGAAUGGAACUUCCAGAGACACCGGAGUUACUGGAGCAGCAGAAAACUGAUUUCAACACAGUCAUACACGCGUGCAUGUCCGUCCCGCAGUGUGUGGGGGUGACUGUAUGGGACUGGACAGACAAAUUCUCAUGGAUUCCAUCGAGUUUCCCUGGCUACGGCGCAGCAUGUCCCUGGAGCUCGGACUACGUCCGGAAACCUGCCUUCGACGGCAUUGCGAUUGGUUUUGAGGGCGGAACCAUUUGA